AGUGUCGUAUUUCGUACGCGAAACAUAACGAAUAAAAGGUAAACAACACUACAAAGAUACACAGUAAGCGGAAAUCAAUAACAUCGGUAAUUUUUUACCGAAUUCUCAAGAUACGGAAUUCGUUAACCAGUUAGGCUGCGAAAUCAUGCCCAAUCCGGUUCUCUACUAUGAUGACAUUAGCCCACCAGUUCGAAGCGUUCUGCUGACACUUGCAGCUCUAGGAAUCAAAGAUAAAGUUGACUUCAAAUGGAUUGAUCUAUUUUCUCGAGGUCAUUUGGAGGAAAGUUUCGUUGAGCUCAAUCCACUGCACACGGUACCGGUUUUGCAGCACGAUGACCUCAUUUUAACCGACAGUCAUGCAAUAUUGAUGUACCUCUGCGACGAGUACGGGAUGGAUUCGCCGUUUUCAUUGAAAGAUCCUAAGAAACGGGCCCGAGUGCACAAUAGAUUGUGCUUCAACAAUGCCGUCCUGUUCAGACGGGAUUCAGAAUUAUUUCAACAAGUGUUUCGAGGGACAAUCAAAAACCUAUCGGAACACACAAAACCAAUCGAGGAAGCAUUCGACUAUUUGGAGUCCUAUUUGAAUGAAUCCAGCUUUGUCGCAUGUGAUGAGCUUACAAUUGCGGACUUUUCGAUAGUGGCAACUUUGAGCACGGCGGAAAUUGCAUGCCCGGUCAACGACGGCAUUCGAUGGCCCCGGUUGGCGGCAUGGUAUGGGAAAAUGAAAUUGCUUCCCUACUACGAAACGGAGAAUCAAAUUGGAUUGGACAAAUUGAAGAUGAAAAUUAAGGCAGCUUUGGGUUGAUGUGGGAAGUCUAGUUAAUAAACUUAUUUGAAAUUCAUGUGGGAA
Molecule: messenger RNA, 850 nt
Organism: Uranotaenia lowii
Lineage: Eukaryota; Metazoa; Arthropoda; Insecta; Diptera; Culicidae
Product: glutathione S-transferase E14-like
Exons: 5
Coding region: 146-805 (219 amino acids)
Biological process (GO): glutathione metabolic process
Molecular function (GO): glutathione transferase activity
Source: RefSeq, a predicted model, not a curated record